Messenger RNA from Ilex paraguariensis (yerba mate), 1737 nucleotides. The record is from the annotation of a GenBank genome assembly. Lineage: Eukaryota; Viridiplantae; Streptophyta; Magnoliopsida; Aquifoliales; Aquifoliaceae.
AAAGAAUGCCACUGGAUUUUCCAUCGGAUACCGGAUGAACCCCUCGAGGCCACAGCGGUCCAUCAAACUGUCAAAGUCUCUCUCUCCAAAAAAUCUAAAACCCCUAAACCCCAAACACCAGUUCUAGCCACCAAGAGCAAUAGACACAACCAUGGCUUCAAUGUCCAUGGACAUAGCCACCACUUUUCUCGGACUGUACAAACGACCGACGACUCUACUCUCCGGUGUCCGAACCACAGUCUUUCCUCUUCUAUGGAAACCCCAACCUCAGUACCACUCCCACAGUUUUCGAACCUCGUCUUCGCUCCGUUCUAGAAUUAUCACCGCUGAUUAUUUGCCCAAAUCAAAGCAACUCUCUCGCAGAUUCACUGUGUCUGCGACGACCACGUCGACACCGCAAAGCGAAGAUUCCGAUGUUUUGACUAAGAUUCCUCCCGAUGAUCGAAUUCCAGCUACUAUAAUCACUGGUUUUUUAGGUUCCGGCAAGACAACUUUAUUAAACCACAUCUUGACUGCUGAUCAUGGGAAGCGCAUUGCAGUUAUUGAGAAUGAGUAUGGUGAAGUAGAUAUCGAUGGUUCCUUAGUUGCUGCAAAAUCUGUAGGGGCUGAGGACAUCAUUAUGCUUAACAAUGGGUGUCUAUGUUGCACAGUGAGGGGUGAUCUUGUCAGGAUGAUUGCCGAACUAGUCAAUAAGAAGAAAGGGAACUUUGAUCAUAUCGUAAUAGAGACUACAGGAUUAGCAAAUCCAUCGCCAAUCAUUCAGACCUUUUAUGCAGAGGAUCAAGUUUUUAAUGAUGUUAAACUGGAUGGUGUAGUGACUUUGGUUGAUGCCAAACAUGCUAGUUUUCAUCUGGACGAGGUUAAGCCCAAAGGAGUAGUCAAUGAGGCUGUGGAGCAAAUUGCUUAUGCUGACCGUAUUAUAGUAAACAAGACUGAUCUUGUUGGUGAGCCAGCAAUUGCUUCUUUGAUUCAGCGAAUAAGGAUCAUAAAUCGAAUGGCUCAUCUAAAGCGCACAGAGUUUGGAAAAGUUGAUUUGGAUUACGUUCUUGGGAUUGGAGGUUUUGACUUGGAAAGAAUUGAGAGUGCUGUCAAUACUGAAGGUUCAAAAGAUGAUAAUGCGACUGACGACCAUGAUCAUGAUCAUGAUCAUGAACAUGAACACAAACACGAACAUCAUGAUGGUCACCAUUCCCAUGACCAUUCUCACGAUCCUGGUGUUUCGUCAGUCAGCAUAGUUUGUGAAGGGAGUUUAGAUCUUGAGAAGGCAAACAUGUGGCUGGGUACAUUGUUGUUGGAAAGGAGUGAAGACAUAUAUAGGCUGAAAGGUAUUCUCUCCGUUGAAGGAAUGGAUGAGAGAUUUGUCUUUCAGGGAGUGCAUGACAUAUUCCAAGGAUCACCUGAUCGGUUGUGGGGCCCGAAUGAACCAAAGAUAAACAAGAUUGUGUUCAUAGGGAAGAACUUGGAUGGCCAAGAAUUAGAAAAAGGUUUUAAGGCCUGUUUACUGUGAUUCCUAUGAUUUGUCUGUGGAUUCUUAUGGAUGAUAACAAAUAAAAUGACUUUUUACUUAAAUCUGCUGGGAUUCUUGUGGAUAUCAGUGUUUUGUUGGGAUGAUUGUUAAUGGCAUCUUAUCAACUAAAUAGUAUCCUGGUCAAGUUGAAAUUUGAUCUCAAAUUGGUGCUGGUACUUGAAUCAGCCGGACUAUUAAUACUAUGUACCAAAUAGCCAAGAGAAAUGUGG